Messenger RNA from Electrophorus electricus (electric eel), 5345 nucleotides. RefSeq names its product protein tyrosine phosphatase receptor type Ga (gene ptprga). Gene Ontology annotation, molecular function: protein tyrosine phosphatase activity; protein binding. Gene Ontology annotation, biological process: protein dephosphorylation. The record is from RefSeq and is a predicted model, not a curated record. NCBI's taxonomy places the organism in Eukaryota, Metazoa, Chordata, Actinopteri, Gymnotiformes, Gymnotidae.
AUCUAAGAGGUUUUGAGAAAGAGAGAAAGAGAGAGAGAGAGAGAGGGAAAAAAACUGUUUCCUGGCUGGCCGAACUUAGAAAAUUCCUCCCCUUACGGGCUACUGAUUUCCGAAAGAAGAAGUUCCCUUUGGCGCCUCAUUUGCGCACCGGCUCCCGUUUGCUUAGUUCCGACUGCUUGGUUUGGAGGUUCUCUUCACCGGGGGGAUAACUCUGUCAACAGUUGCGUUAUUGCCAGCCCUCGGCGUGCAUGGUGACAUGCGGAGCCUACUGCAACCGCGUGCUUGCUGGAUUCUCUCCGUCUUUUUGUCAGCCUCCCCGCUCCUCUGCGCCGACUGCCAUCCCGCACCUUCUGGAGGAGACCAGGUGGAGCAGCAUGGCAGAGUGAGUGGAGACAGGCACCGCAGAGCCACGGAGGAGAACUAUUGGGCAUACUCAGGGGCGUACGGACCAGAGACAGGAUGGACAUCGGCCUAUCCGGAGUGCCAGGAGAGGAACCAAUCACCGAUCAAUAUAGCUGACCAGGACACCAAGGUCUCAAUGGAGUACCAGGAACUCACUCUGGAUGGCUUUGAGACAGAAUCUUCCAAUAAGACAUCAAUGAAGAAUACAGGCAAAACUGUGGCCAUCCUACUGAAGGACGACUACUUUGUGCGGGGCGCAGGCCUGCCGGGUCGGUUCAAGGCUGAGAAGGUUGAGUUCCACUGGGGCCAGAGCAACGGCUCAGAAGGUUCGGAGCACAGCAUCAACGGCAGGAGGUUCCCCGUGGAGAUGCAGAUCUACAUGUAUAACUCAGAUGACUUUGACAGUCUUAAUGCAGCCAUCAAGGAGAAGCGUGUUAUCGCUGCCAUGGCAGUCUUCUUCCAGGUCGGGCAGAAUGGUAACCCUGCGGUGGACCCUAUAAUCCACGGUCUGAGAGGAGUUGUGCAUCACGAGAAAGAGACAUUCCUGGAGCCCUUUGUGUUGCGGGACCUCCUGCCGUCGUCCAUCGGGAGCUACUACCGCUAUGUGGGCUCGCUCACCACGCCCCCUUGUAGCAAGGUGGUGGAGUGGAUCGUGUUCAGCCGGCCCGUCUUCAUCUCCUACAAGCAGCUGGAGGCGUUUUACUCCAUCUUCACCACGGAGCAGCAGGACCAUGUGAAGUCGGUGGAGUACCUGCGGAAUAACUUUCGUCCCCUGCAGAGUCUGGAUAACCGGGACAUCUUUAAGUCGGCUGUGAAAGACGCCUGGCUGCCCUAUCUGUCUGACCCAUACAGCACGGAGACAUCCAAAGUGUGCAGUAGUGCUCCUAUAAACAUGAAAGUACAGCCUCUGAACAGAACUGCGCUGGUGGUCCGAUGGUCCCGUCCCGAGGUCACGUAUGAUCCGCCGAUCAUCAGCUACUCCAUCUCCUACAGCUGGACCAGAAACGAGGAGGCCUACGAGGAGACAUACGUCAAACCCAGCGACCAGAAACUAGAAGCUGUUAUCAAGCCAGUCUCACCAGAUGUGCUGUAUCUCUUCAGAGUCCAGGCGGUGUGUCUGAAUGACAAACGUAGUGACUUUAGCCAAAGCAUGCUGUUCAGAGCAAACACCACCAGAAUUUUUGAAGGCACAAGAAUAGUGAAAACAGGAAUGCCAACUGUCUCUCCUGCCUCCUCUGCUGACAUGGCUCCCAUCAGCUCUGGCUCCUCCACCUGGACCUCCUCAGGCCUGCCGUUCUCCUUCGUAUCCAUGGCGACAGGCAUCGGCCCCUCAUCCAGCGGUAGCCAGGCGACGGUGGCUUCUGUGGUGACCAGCACACUUCUGGCGGGCCUGGGCUUCAGUGGCGGUGUAAUCUCUUCCUUCCCGAGCUCCGUGUGGCCCACGCGGCAAACCCCGCCCACGGCCCGCCAGGCUCCUCCCACCUCCGCCCCUGCCACCGGCCGGCAGGCGCCUGCCAACCCCGUCACGCCCCCCCCCGAACCGGGCCCCUCUGCCGCCUCUGACCCCGACCACGCCCCCAACGCCGAGGGCGAGGGCUCGGACGACGGCGGCGAGCGGAGCGGCAAGGGCGGGGGCGAGGAGGGCGAACGGGACGGCGAGGAAGAGGAGGACGAAGAAGAGGAGACGGGGGCGGAGGGGAAGACGAAGGCCGGCCCAGACGAGACGGAGGCGCGGGCCAACACCUCGGCGGCCGACAGUCCGCCCGCCGCCACGCCGGAUUCCACAGCGAAGGAGAAACGAGGGAGAGGGAGCACGACGCCGUCUAGCGUUCCGGAGAAGAGGCACACGGAGAGCGAGAGGAGGGCACACAGCACAGCGGCCCCUACGGUGAAGCCGAAGAGCGCAGAGAAUGACAGCGCGGUACUGCAAGCCCCGCACGGCCCCGCGCAGGGCGGCAAAUCCGGCGGGGGAGACAGGAGUCAGUGGCCCUUCUCCAUCCAUACAGAGCGGACCGUGAUCUCCAGCAUGCGGCCCUUCUCCCCGGCGACAGGCAGGAUGGAGUGGCUCAUCCCACUGGUGGUGGUGUCAGCUCUCACCUUCCUGUGUCUCCUCCUGUUACUGGCAGUCCUGGUCUACUGGAGGAGGUGUUUCCAGACUGCACAUUUCUAUGUGGAGGACAGCAGCUCUCCUCGAGUGGUGCCCAAUGAGACCAUACCAGUCAUCCCCAUCCCAGAUGGCAUGGAGGCUCUCCCUGUCAAGCAGAUUGUGAAGCACAUAGCAGACCUGUAUGGCAACAAUCAACAUGGGUUCUCUGAAGAAUUUGAGGAAGUGCAACGUUGCACAGGGGAUAUGAAGAUCACAUCAGAACACUCAAAUCAUCCAGACAACAAGCACAAGAACAGAUAUAUUAACAUUGUGGCAUAUGACCACAGUCGGGUGAAACUAAGACCACUGGCUGGCAAGGACUCCAAACACAGCGACUACAUCAACGCUAACUACGUGGAUGGCUACAACAAGCCCAAAGCGUACCUGGCCGCACAGGGCCCCCUUAAGGCCACGUUUGAGGACUUCUGGAGGAUGGUGUGGGAGCAGAACACUGGUGUCAUCGUGAUGAUCACCAACCUGGUGGAGAAAGGCCGGAGGAAGUGUGACCAGUACUGGCCGAUUGAGAACAGUGAGGAGUAUGGCAGCAUCGUGGUGACCCUGAACAGCAGCAAAGUGCAGGCCUGCUACACACUCCGCCGCUUCACGCUCCGCAACACCAAGGUCAAAAAGGGUCAGAAGGGCAGUGUAAAGGGGCGUCAGAGUGAGAGGACUGUGAUGCAGUAUCACUACACACAAUGGCCUGAUAUGGGCGUUCCUGAGUACACAUUACCCGUCCUGACCUUCGUCAGAAAGUCUUCGGAUGCACAGACACCGGAGAUGGGCCCCAUGCUCGUCCACUGCAGUGCCGGUGUGGGCAGGACAGGAACGUAUAUUGUGAUUGACAGCAUGCUGCAGCAGAUUAAAGACAAGGGCUCUGUCAACGUGCUGGGUUUUCUGAAACACAUACGCACGCAAAGGAAUUACCUGGUUCAAACCGAGGAACAGUAUGUUUUUAUCCACGAUGCCUUGCUGGAGGCCAUCCUGGGGAAGGAGAUGGAGGUGUUGUCCAGCCAGUUGCACAGCUACGUCAACACCAUCCUCACCCCGGGGGCCAGCGGCAAGACCAGGCUGGAGAAGCAGUUCAAGCUGGUGACUCAGUGUAACGCCAGGUCUGCUGAGUGCUUCAGCGCACAGAAAGACUGUAACAAGGAAAAGAACCGCAACUCCUCUGUAGUACCAUCGGAGAGAGCACGUGUGGGAUUGGCUCCCUUACCUGGGAUGAAAGGCACCGAUUACAUCAACGCGUCUUACAUCAUGGGCUACUACCGCAGCAAUGAGUUCAUCAUUACCCAGCAUCCCUUGCCCCACACCACUAAAGACUUCUGGAGGAUGAUCUGGGACCACAACGCUCAAAUCAUCGUCAUGCUUCCAGAUAACCAGGGCCUGGCUGAGGAUGAGUUUGUGUACUGGCCAAGUCGAGAGGAAGCCAUGAACUGUGAGGCCUUUACUGUCACGCUUAUUAGCAAAGACAGACUUUGCCUGUCCAACGAGGAACAGAUCAUCAUCCAUGACUUUAUCCUGGAGGCCACGCAGGAUGACUAUGUCUUGGAGGUGCGUCAUUUCCAAUGUCCGAAAUGGCCCAACCCUGAUGCUCCGAUCAGUAGCACCUUCGAACUCAUCAACAUCAUCAAAGAAGAAGCCAUGACCCGUGACGGCCCCACCAUAGUGCACGACGAGUACGGUGCGGUAUCUGCAGGUAUGUUCUGUGCCCUCACCACUCUGAGUCAGCAGCUGGAGAAUGAGAAUGCUGUCGGUGUGUAUCAGGUGGCCAAAAUGAUCAACCUCACGAGACCCGGCGUCUUCACUGACAUCGAGCAGUACCAGUAUCUGUACAAGGCUAUGCUGAGUCUGGUGAACACUAAGGAAAAUGGAGCCAGCCCCGUCUUGCUGGACAGGAACGGCAGCAUGUCCCUGUCUGAGGAGUCAGACCCCGCCGAGAGCAUGGAGUCCCUCGUUUGAGGAUCCAAGGCAGACGAAACGAGGCACUUAACCUGCUUUGUAAAACUUCAAGGACUAAGAGACUUUUUCUGAGGCCUUUUUUGCCAGAACUCUUGGUUAAACGAAUAACCUGAUUACUUUUUUACACUGAUAAAAAGUUUUUGAUAUUUAUUUUUUUUCCCGCCAUUUUAUGUCUUAAUGUCCUACUGAACAUUUGCACCUAUGAUUUUGAGUUCAUGACAACAGAACAAAAUACACUUCUGUCUAGUUUGCACUAUGAAAAUAUCAGUGUUACUGCCUGUUUCGGUCUUACUCUCUCUAUCUAUCUCUCUCUCUCUCUCUCUCUCUUUCUGUCUGUCUUUCCUUCACUACACCCAUGCUUUGACAUUCCACUGUAAGGCUAAAUUCAUCAGCAGCAGGAAUAAUUGCAAAACGAUGAAGGGUAAUAACUCCUCCAGCCUCAUAGUUCAUCACGUACCCAAAAUCUAAAUUCCUUAAGCUCACAAACAGCAGGUCAUUAGCAUGUGAAGUCUACAAGCAAUAUGGAUUCGUGUGCUUAUUUCUGAGUUCUACGUCCCAAAAAUUUCAUUAUGCAUUUAGCCUGUUUGACUCAUAUUUCUCUUUCUACAGGUGAUAUUAAAACAGCUACUGUGAACUGUUGUUAUUAUUAUUAUUAUUAUUAUUAUUAUUAUUCACAUUAUGCUUUUAAUAUAUAUGAAUACAUCGUAUCUCAUUAUAACUUGUGGUUUUGUAAAUGUAAACCGUCACAAGCAACUGGUCCCUUGUAGACUUGGUUGAGUAAUUCUCACUUGCCAGGAGCAGCCGUUGCUCUCUCUAGCGCCCCCUGCUGGGAUUGAUU